Molecule: messenger RNA, 1572 nt
Organism: Mucor velutinosus
Lineage: Eukaryota; Fungi; Mucoromycota; Mucoromycetes; Mucorales; Mucoraceae
Exons: 4
Coding region: 1-1572 (523 amino acids)
Cellular component (GO): membrane
Molecular function (GO): transmembrane transporter activity
Source: RefSeq, a predicted model, not a curated record
AUGGUUCAAUACCUUAUACCCAAAUUACUCUAUAUUUGUUUGUAUGGCGUAUUAGGUUCAGCCAUCCCUUAUCUAUCGCUGUUUUAUGCAGACAGCUUGCACCUGCCAUCAAAGCAAAUUGGUAUCAUUCUAGCAAUUGCGCCGUUCAUUCAAAGCGUAGCGUGUCCAUUUUGGACACUGCAAGUGGACAAGCGGCCUCAAUGGCAUGGCGCUUUGAUGGCCAUCUUGAUGCUGGUUGGUGGUUUCAGUGUGAUAGCGCUGAUGUUUAUACCCGUGCUGAUACCUCAAAAUGCAACAUCCGCUAUCUUAUCCAUCACGAUUGCGCUUGCAGUGAGCUUUGCGUUCUUUGGCCAGCCUGUUACUGUGCUGGUAGACAGUGCUGUAUUGAAGAUAUUGGGAGAGAAUGGAAUUUACUAUGGUGAUCAGCGAUUAUGGGGAUCGAUAUCAAAUGGCGUUUGUAUACUCAUGGUUGGCUUUUUUAUUGGCCAAUUUGGCAUCAACUGUGCGUUUUACAUAUUUGGAGCUAGUGUAAUGGGAUUCAUCGCCAUUGCACUUUGUACAAGUGUGAUUCCGUCAGCGCAAGAGGGCAGUUUAACCAACGUGGCAGACGGGGAGCGGGAACCACUUUUGAUUUCACAAGGAAAUAACAAACCAACCAAGGGAUUUUACACAACAGAUCCAAAUACUGACAUGAUGCUCGACCUGGAUGUGCCUUCAUCUAAUAUGCGACGUCUCAGUAGCACCACCAGUAGCCACGCGAAUACACUGCUUCUAGAUGGCGAACACAGCCUACUAAACUUACAACGCACCGUCACCUCUCUGGCCGCUCGGGAUGUCUAUGACGAGUCUAGCCUGCUGCUGGAUCAAAUAGAUAGCUUACCGCCCUUGGGUCUUGCAUUGUCGCAUAUACCCACCGUAGAUACCUCAUUAGCGGUAUUUGCCAACAUCAUGGACGAAGAAGAGAGACAUGAACUGAGCGUAAGUCUCAAGAGCACGAUAUUCGGAUCAGUCAAAGUUUGGACAUUCUUGUUGAUGACGCUGCUAUUUGGCGUAUUCUACUCGAUGGUUGCACAGUUCUUGUUCCUAUUUUUAAAGCAAGACUUGAAUCUAAGUUCAUCCAUCAUAGGAUGGACAGGUCCACUUGGAGGAGUUACAGAAGUCUCAACCUUCUAUGUGUCACGGCUGUUGCUGAAAAAGUAUGAUAUUCGUAGUUUGGUCACUUGCUCACAUUUGACCAUCAUACUGAGAAAUGUAAUCUACAAGACAUUGGUUCCAGGUCAGCAAAGCACGGUUUGGAUAGCACUUUCCUUGCAGCUAUUGAACGGUUUUUCGUAUGCAAUGAUUUGGUCAACAUGUGUGUCAGAGGUUGAUCAAAUGUUUCCAGUGAACCAAAGAGCUGUUGCUCAGGGCAUCUUGGCUGCCUUGUUUUCAGGCCUUGGAUUUGGUUUGGGCUGUAUUCUAGGUGGUUUUGCAUAUGACAAUUACGGGUCUCAAACGUUGUUUAACGUCUCCAUCGCUGUAGCCAUUGCUAGUUUGGUUGUUUUCUGGUGUGGAAGGCUGAAAAAAUCAUAA